GGAGCUUUUCACCGGCGCGGUAUUUUUCAAUCACGUCGUCUUGUGUUAUUAUUGUUUUUAACAAUAAAUUAAGAUUAAAUAAAUCGAAAAUUCAAUCUUAUAACUGAAUACUAACACUAUUUAAUUAUAAAAUAAUGUAUGGACAAAAGUGUAACUAGAAUUUGAAAUUAACGUAUAAAAACUUGUGAACCAUGUCUCUUGGAAAGCAGCCCGCGGAGCACAUCAAGCGGCCGAUGAACGCGUUUAUGGUGUGGUCGCGUGGUCAGCGGCGGAAGAUGGCGCAUGACAACCCUAAGAUGCACAACUCUGAGAUAUCGAAGCGGCUCGGUGCUGAAUGGAAGCUGCUUACGGAGAUGGAGAAAAGACCAUUUAUUGACGAAGCCAAGAGGUUAAGAGCAUUACACAUGAAAGAGCACCCCGACUAUAAAUACCGGCCGCGGAGGAAACCCAAGGCGCUGGUGAAGAAAGAGCCAAAGUUCGGCUUCGGCAUCAGCGGGCUGAUGGCGCCAGUACCGCGGCUACUGCCCCCUUCCUUACCUCACCCUGUACCGCAGCUACCCGUGCCUCACCACCUAUUACCCGACAAACCUGAUCUCAGCAGGGCGCUGUUCCCGCCCCUGCCUUACCCCUUUUACCCCUUUGCGAAGCUACCCUCUGAUGAAGGAAAAUUGGCUGCUGAGCUGGCGCACUUGCAGGCACUAUAUGGCGGAGCUCUCUAUAGCAGCGCGUUCUACAGCAACGCACUUUCCCCCUGCGGCUGUCCCCCGAGAAGGUCACCCUCCCCUCCCCCGGACGUCAAGCGCCCCGUCGCCUACGUCCUCAUGAAGAGCGACGAGGAACCGCCCCAGCAUGUUAUAUGAAGGCCAGUGCCGCUCCCAGCCCGGCCCCUGCCGCUCUGGGAGCGACCCUCCACUUCUAUGCAGGAGAGAGACAGCCCUGAAAGUGUAUAAGGUUAGAUGAAGACUAUUCGCUUCAGGACUAUUCAAGUGGAGAGACAACUUUGAUAGUUUUUGGAAACCAAAGCUCGUGGAAGGGACAGCCCUGAUAGUGUAAGUUAAAGUGAAAAACUCUCAAGCGGACAAAAAAACGACAGUGGCAGCCCUGAUUGUGUUGUCGAGUCCUAAUUAACAAUUUUCGUGAAAGAGACAACCUUAAUAUUAACUGACGCGGUCGAAAUACCAAUAUCAUCGGUGUUUGACAUUCGAAUUAUGAAGUGUUAAUUGUGUAAAUUUAUGACGUAGCCAAUCCGAAGUGUUCUUCCAAAGGGAUAAGUGUAAUCAUAGCUAAGGAUUUAAGUUUUUAUUACUCGUGUAGACAACCAGUGUUAUAUUUAAAGUACUAUAUGAAGUAGUGUUAGAUUGAUUUUAAAUGACUGAGGGCUAAAAUUAUUGUGUUUUUACAUUCCUUUUUACAAAUUUUCGUUUACUUU
This is a messenger RNA of Papilio polytes (common Mormon), 1429 nucleotides long. RefSeq names its product transcription factor Sox-14-like. Bases 192 to 860 code for a protein of 222 amino acids. Lineage: Eukaryota; Metazoa; Arthropoda; Insecta; Lepidoptera; Papilionidae. The record is from RefSeq and is a predicted model, not a curated record. Gene Ontology annotation, molecular function: DNA-binding transcription factor activity, RNA polymerase II-specific; RNA polymerase II cis-regulatory region sequence-specific DNA binding. The transcript has 3 exons. Gene Ontology annotation, biological process: anatomical structure morphogenesis; regulation of DNA-templated transcription; cell differentiation.